CACACCUCUCUCGCUAUUUCAAAACUCUACGAAAUUUCCUUAAUAUUUCUAUUUGAUCUUCCAACAGUUUUCGACUCGCAAUAGGAUUAGGAAAUUACAAAUAAUAUCUGAAUUAUUUAAACGACAACACAAAUAUUAUAGAGUCUUCUCUUGUUUCUCGGCUUCAGUUUAUUUAUGUUGUUUAUGAUUCUGGCUUAAUAGUUACGUAACCAAGAGUUUGGAAGAAGAACGAUGACGAUGAUGCAGUACCUAAUUCCAGAACCAAAAACAAAAGAGAUUUUGUACGAGAAAACGUUACAAGCUGCUGGUCCAAUUACUCUAGGAGAAGUUAAAGAGUUAACUUCUAAGCGUAAAAUUAUCGAAGAAUCUGUAAACAAAACCAGCAAAGUCAUUGAUUCAACUACAAGAGAGAUGACCAGAGGACUAACUUCUGCUUGUGAGCAGGAUCUUCAUAAACUUGGAGAAUACCUUCCAUUACUCUUUAACUUGGUGCAUUACACUGAUAAGAUUAAACGGGUUUCGAAUCUUAAGAUAAGAUGGAGUAGUGGUUUGAUCUCUCAGACCUUGAUUCAGCGUACAUGUCCGAAAUUCUUCCAAGUCGAUAACAUAAUGUUCGAGUUUGGAAUGGUUCUUUUCAUUUACGCGGUUAAGCUCCGCGAGAGAGCAAUGGAACUAGUAUCCACAGAUUCUAAGAAAGCGGUAGCAGUUUACCGAGAAGCAUCUGGAGUUUUCCAUCAUCUGUCUCAUGAGAUUCUUCCUUUAUUACAAACUUGUCUGCCUCCAGGGAAGCUUCCGGAACUAACUCCUCCGCUUUGCUCUGCUUUGAGUCUCCUCUGUUUAGCUGAAGGUCAGGCUGUAACUACAGAGAAGGCUGAAGAAAGCGGCAAAAGUGCAAGCCUUUUGUCGAAACUGCACUUUGGAAUUUUUCAAUUUCUUUCUGAAGCCUAUGCUCUUUUGUCAUCUAGACUAACAGGAGAAUAUAAAGACCUAUCGACCCGCUUUCUCGAGUAUGUAACAACAAUGGGAGCUUUACACGAACUAAAGAGCCAAAAAUACUUAGCGGAAUUGCUAGAAUCCGAAGAUCGAGUAGGCGAUGCGGUAGGGGUUCUCCGGCGUGCCUUAGCAGCGGCGAAGAAGAGUACGCCGUCCAAAGAUGACAAGUGGAUAGCAAUAUUCAAGAAGGAGAGAGAGGAUGUAGCUAAAAACAUGGCUAAGUAUGAGAAGCUAAACGAUUCUAUGAUGUUACAGAAGAUUCCAAUUGAUAGAGAGAUACCUUUUCCAAAAGGUGAGAAGAUUGUUAAUCUCAUUCCUUAUACUCCCACAAGAGUGGUACGAGAACUUCGAUUUAAGUCUUAGAAGAAGAUCUAAUAACUGUAUGAUUAAUUCUUUUGUUUAGUUCUUUUGAGUUUGGAGAAGAGAUUUAAGGUGUCUGAUAUGUGAUACAAUUAUUUGCCAUCAGAUAAAAUUUGUCUGAUUGUGCAAUAAUAUACUCUGUUUUUCCCCACACACAAAAAAAGCUUUGAUCUCAUGAUCGAUUGAAUUUAG
Messenger RNA from Arabidopsis thaliana (thale cress), 1545 nucleotides. Its product is annotated as Endosomal targeting BRO1-like domain-containing protein. The record is from RefSeq and is marked reviewed. The transcript has 6 exons. Bases 232 to 1356 code for a protein of 374 amino acids. Lineage: Eukaryota; Viridiplantae; Streptophyta; Magnoliopsida; Brassicales; Brassicaceae.